Hippopotamus amphibius kiboko is the source of this 953-nucleotide messenger RNA. Its product is annotated as olfactory receptor 2W1-like. Gene Ontology annotation, biological process: G protein-coupled receptor signaling pathway. The transcript has a single exon. The record is from RefSeq and is a predicted model, not a curated record. NCBI's taxonomy places the organism in Eukaryota, Metazoa, Chordata, Mammalia, Artiodactyla, Hippopotamidae. Bases 1 to 846 code for a protein of 281 amino acids. Gene Ontology annotation, cellular component: membrane. Gene Ontology annotation, molecular function: olfactory receptor activity; G protein-coupled receptor activity.
AUGGAGACCAGCAAUGGAAGUUCCAGAACAGAUUUCAUCCUCCUGGGCUUUUCUGAUCAGCCCCAAUUAGAACGCAUCAUCUCUGUGGUUGUCUUCAUCUUCUAUAUUGUAACUCUGGUAGGAAACACAACUAUCAUUCUUGUAUCUUGCCUAGACCCCCAACUCCAUACUCCCAUGUAUUUCUUCUUAUCCAAUUUGUCUUUUUUGGACCUCUGUUAUACAACUAGCAUUAUCCCCCAGAUGCUGAUAAAUCUAUGGGGUCCAAAAAAGUCUAUUACACAUGGAGGGUGUGUGCUCCAAUUCUUCUUUGCCCUUGACUUGGGAGCCACAGAAUGUCUUCUCUUGGCUGUGAUGGCUUAUGACCGCUAUGCUGCUGUCUGUCAACCCCUUCACUACACAGUAAUAAUGCACCCUCAGCUUUGCCAGAAGAUGGUGUUGACUGCCUGGUUAGGUGGUCUUGGCAGUGCCUUAAUUCUUUGCUCUUUGACUUUGAAGUUGCCAAGAUGUGGGCACCGGAAGAUGGAUAAUUUUUUCUGUGAAUUGCCAGCAUUGAUCAAGAUGGCUUGUGUCUAUUCAAAAGUAAUUGAGGUUGUUGUCUUUGCUCUUGGAGUGGUAUUUCUUCUGAUACCUCUAUCACUAAUUCUGAUCUCAUAUGGAGUCAUCACUCAAGCUGUCAUGAGGAUCAAGUCAGCAGCAAGAUGGCAAAAGAUCCUUAAUACAUGUGGUUCCCAUCUCACAGUAGUAACUCUGUUUUAUGGAACAAUCAUUUAUAUGUACAUGAAGCCACAGACUAGCACCUCCCAAGAUGAGGGGAAGUUCCUUACUCUCUUUUACACCCAGCCUUAACCCUCUGAUCUACACUUUAAGAAACAAAGAUGUAAAGAAUGCAAUAAAGAAAAUACUGUGGAUAGAAAAAUGGCCAGCAAAGUCAUGAAUUAGAUGGAAAAAUCAGA